Danaus plexippus (monarch butterfly) is the source of this 666-nucleotide messenger RNA. RefSeq lists its product as uncharacterized. The transcript is spliced from 2 exons. NCBI's taxonomy places the organism in Eukaryota, Metazoa, Arthropoda, Insecta, Lepidoptera, Nymphalidae. The coding region runs from base 249 to 599 and encodes 116 amino acids. The record is from RefSeq and is a predicted model, not a curated record.
AACUUCGUUUCACAUUUUGUUCUUUGAUAACGAAGAAAUAUAUCUUUUGUAUAUGUAUACAUAACUAAUAUAUUUUGUAAUUAUAAAAUGCUUCGCAGUUAAUUAAUUUUAAAUAGGCAAAAUGGCGGGUGAACAUAUGUUGUUUGUAGAUCAAGAUUGCACCACAAAUGCGCGAUAACUCAUAACCCUCCAAGUCAUAAGUCAGAAGAACUCGAGAUUUCCUCCUCACCGCACGUAGCAAUAACAAAAUGCGUAUAACAUUUAUAUUUUUUAUAUGUUCCGUGACCUAUUUGAGUGUGAAGGCUUCACAUUUAGUGUUAGGGAACGUGUCUGAUCGCGUUGUUUUGGCAAAUCAAACGAAAGUCGAAUACGCUGGUUUCCCAUUUAUGAAAAGGGUGAAAUUUUUCUUUUACAACACACCAGAUAACCGACCUAUCAGGGGCAUUCAAGCUUUGGACCCACUUCACACGAAAUCAUCUGUCAAUGUGACAGCUGGCGGCGUCGGCUUCCCCUUCGUCAACUUACGUAUGAAGAGCGAACGCGGCAAGACCAUGGUGUUCGAUAUAGGAAUAUAUGUUGAUCCCGAUUUACGUUACUAAAACUUUUAGUCUAAAAGUAAUUUAUGUAUUGUACUUGAACAAUUAUUAUAGACAUAUUUUUAUUAAA